AUGUUAAUGCUACGACAUAUUACGCGCUCCCAUGCCGCGUUGACAAGAACAUCGUUCGCAUAUCGGUCCCAGCAGGCUGGCCCGGUACUGCGAAAGACAAGGUUGUGCCAGCCAUCGGUGGCGCGCGCUCUGAGUGGUCAAUCCGGCCCCCCAACUCCUGGCAACGAUACGCCAAAUCCAAUUGAUGAUGCCGUAGAGCAGGCCGAAGAGGAGCAGGAAGAAGAGAAGCGCGAGGCGAAGAAGGCAGCAUGGAAAAGCACGGCGUGGAAAAUGUUUGAAGCUGCUGCCACCACAGGAGCCAGCAUCUUCAUCCUAGGAUGUGUCGGCAUUGGCUAUACUAAGUACUACAAAUGGAAUGUUCUUGAAAAGAUGGAGAAUGCUUUUCGGGAAGGCGAUCCAGUAUUAGAACUUGCAGCAACAGGAAAGGAGAUCCCCAAGGAGAGAGCAGGUGAACCUACGCGACUAGCAGUCACAAAAGACAUGGACGGUGAUGACAAGGACUAUGAUCGCUGGAUCCCACGUGAUGAGCAAGAGAAGAUUGAUAAAAUCGUCUGGGGUGAGACAAAAGGACGCUACCACCUGCUCCUCGGCGAGAAGGGCACGGGGAAGACAUCUAUGCUCAUCGAUGCCAUGGAUAAGAUCAAUGGUGAAGGAUGUUCGAUGAUGGAGGCCCAUGCAGAUUUGGAAGUCUUUCGUGUCCGACUAGGCCGAUGUCUCGAUUUCGAGUAUCAUGAAGACAACAUCGGGUCACUGUUCUCUAUUCGUGGACCUCGCGACGCAGGCGCCAUCUUGGACAUUGAGCGAGCGUUCAACAAACUAGAAAAGGUGGCUUUGAGACGCCGUGCGAAAGUCGGAAGACCGCUGAUCCUCAUUAUCAAUUCUGCACAUCUCAUCCGCGACAACGAGGAUGGUCGGGACCUCCUCGAGCUUAUCCAGCAGCGCGCUGAGCAAUGGGCAGCCGCCAACCUCGCGACUGUCAUUAUCAACUCAGACAAGUACUGGGUGUUUGAAAGACUAAAGCAAUACGCGACGCGUAUGGAAGUCCAUCAAAUCAAGGAUCUGACCAAAGACCGCGCCAUGCAAGCUCUAAGAAACUAUCGAAUGAAGUACUACGGCGAGACGGUGCGAGAUUCUAUUCUGGAAGAAGUAUACGACAAAGUUGGCGGCCGUCUGACCUUCCUCAACCGUGUAGCCAAGUCAGAAGACAUGAUUGCGAAAUGCAAUACCAUCUGCGAAAUGGAAAAGAUCUGGUUUUUAAACAACUGCGCGAUCUUAGGUGAAGAAAUGGACGACGACGUCAUGGACCAGCAGAAAUACGCGGUAUGCAAACAUAGAUUCCUCUUACCCCUUUUACGUUACCUCCACUCGCGCGAGUCGCGAGAUUAA
Molecule: messenger RNA, 1386 nt
Organism: Alternaria atra
Lineage: Eukaryota; Fungi; Ascomycota; Dothideomycetes; Pleosporales; Pleosporaceae
Exons: 1
Coding region: 1-1386 (461 amino acids)
Source: RefSeq, a predicted model, not a curated record